Torulaspora delbrueckii is the source of this 477-nucleotide messenger RNA. It is a transcript of the gene DAP1, whose product is annotated as Dap1p. The coding region runs from base 1 to 477 and encodes 158 amino acids. The transcript has a single exon. The record is from RefSeq and is a predicted model, not a curated record. Gene Ontology annotation, cellular component: endomembrane system; membrane. Lineage: Eukaryota; Fungi; Ascomycota; Saccharomycetes; Saccharomycetales; Saccharomycetaceae.
AUGUCUUUUAUCAAGAAUCUCCUAUUCGGUGGCUACAAAACUUCAGAAGAUCCUACAGGUCUGUCCACAGAUGCCAAUGCCAACACUGACUCUACAAAUAAAGUAGCUGAACCUGUUGUAGAAGGGAAAUUUUACCCCCGUACUUUAUACAAGUUUAAUGGUCAUGACGAUGAAAAGAUAUUUCUAGCAGUAAAGGGUAAAGUGUAUGAUUGUACCAAUGGAAGACAGUUUUACGGUCCAAGUGGUCCAUAUUCAAAUUUUGCAGGUCAUGAUGCUUCCAGAGGGCUCGCCUUGAACUCUUUCGAUCUCGAUACCGUGAGAGAUUGGGAUAGACCUAUCGAUGAUUUAAGAGACUUGAAGCCCGACCAGCUAGAAAUUCUGGACGGGUGGGCAGAACAUUUCGCAAAGAAAUAUCCUUGUAUAGGGACUUUGUUACCUGAACCAGGUGUCAAUGACAAAGUGCAAGAUUCUGAAUAA